Molecule: messenger RNA, 1694 nt
Organism: Zingiber officinale
Lineage: Eukaryota; Viridiplantae; Streptophyta; Magnoliopsida; Zingiberales; Zingiberaceae
Product: probable WRKY transcription factor 14
Exons: 3
Coding region: 270-1274 (334 amino acids)
Biological process (GO): regulation of DNA-templated transcription
Cellular component (GO): nucleus
Molecular function (GO): transcription cis-regulatory region binding; DNA-binding transcription factor activity
Source: RefSeq, a predicted model, not a curated record
UUUUCCUCCCUUUAGUUAGUCUCUUUAUUAUCGAUUAUUUUUUCCACUAGUUAAUAGUUUUUUUUGGAUGGAACCGAUCAAAAUUUUGCUGGACCAAUAGUUUUUCAUUGAUUUAAUUGAGUUAACCAAUUAAUGAAGCAAUCGAUCGACGAAGAGUCUCUCCAUUAAUUUCUCUCUUGUUGCUCAUCGUCAUCCUUCCUUUUCCUCUGCUUAAUUUGAGCUGAGCUAGUUACGUCAGCAAUUGGCCAAGGAGAGAGCAAAGCUGAGAGAUGUGCGACUACUUCUCGCAGAGGAUGGACGGCGAUCUCACCGACAUCGUUCUCACCGGCGGCCACUUGUCGAACUCCGGCCUCGAUCCAUUCCUCGACGACGACGCCAACUGGCAAGUCGAUCAGCUCCUCCCCAACAGCGACCCCUUCGCUGACCUCCAAGUCGACCCGAUGUUGAACCCCUACGUCGCCGCCGCCGCCGGCGGUGCUACCGGCGUCGACCACGGCGGCUUCGGAGAUCGGUUCCAGCUUCUACCUCCGCCACCGCCGCCAAAGGCUGUGGCUGCUAAGGUGCACCAGAUCUCGCUGUCACCUCUCUUGCCAAAGAUGAUUACCGCCGGCGGUCCGAUGGCCGGCGCCGCAGAUCGCUGUGGAGAGGAGCAGAUCUCGCCUCGUAGAGCUACUACUCCUGGCAACAAACGGAGAAAAGGUCAGGCUAAGAGGGUGGUAUACGUUCCUGCACCGGCGGCGGCGGCGGAAGGCAGCAAUAGGCCGAGCGGAGAGGUUGUUCCCUCGGAUCUGUGGGCGUGGAGGAAGUAUGGCCAAAAACCAAUUAAGGGCUCUCCUUAUCCACGGGGCUACUACAGAUGCAGCAGCUCCAAGGGCUGCUCCGCCCGGAAGCAGGUGGAGCGCAGCCGCGCCGACCCCAACAUGCUCGUCGUCACCUACACCUCCGAGCACAACCACCCCUGGCCUACCCAGCGCAACGCCCUCGCCGGGUCCGUCCGCUCCUCCCACCAUUCUAAGUCCACCAAGCCGCUGCCGCCGCCCACUGACGCCACCGCCACCGAUCCAUUAAUUAACCACCCCGACGCAGAAGCACUGGCGCCGCCGGACUCCACCUCUCCCUUGGUCAACGAAGAAAGUGGCGUUUGCUACAAGCCGAUGAUCCCCGAGGCGAACCUCCAGCCCGACGACUUCUUCUCCGACCUGGCCGAGCUGGAGUCGGAACCGAUGAGUCUCAUCUUCUCCAAAACCGAUCCCUUGUUCAGCAUGUUCGAUUGAAAGCGGCUAAAUUCAAUCAGGAGAGGGUUUAUAACAAGACCCCGGAGCAGCAAAACAAAAAAGCUUAAUCGAGUCCUCCUGUUCAAGGUCUAGUUAUAAACCUUCUUAAUUUGAAUCCACAAAGUUGUUAAUUUCAGUUUUGUCUAAAAUGGAGAAGGAAGUUAAUCGAUGGUCAGUUUGAGACGACCUUCAAGUUUGGAGUAGUGCAGGAGGAUGGGACAGAAAGCCGGUGAGUAAACAGGAAAGCUUGAAAUUAACAGUUGCAAAAGUAGCUUGUCCAUCUCUUUAAGCUGCCAACAUGGUGGUGGGCAAAACAGUUCAUGCUCCUUGUGAGGACUUAAAAAGGAGGAUCGAUGAACAUCUGUCAAAAGAAUAGAUCAUACUUAAUUUUGAAAUUAUGAUGACAAGCGAAAUUAGCAA